CGCUUUGCCUUUGCUUGAGAAAGCCGCCACAGCGGAAGAUCCGGCUAGAGUGAUUAAUAUUGGUUCAAUCGACGGUGAAAGGACUCCAUCACAUGAGACUUACGCUUAUUCUACCUCAAAAGCUGCUCUGCGUCAUCUAACAAAGGUGAUGGCCGGCAAUCUGUCAAAUCGGAAUAUCACUUUUAAUUCUGUAGCCCCCGGUCCGUUCGAGUCGAAAAUGAUGAAAAAAACGCUCCAAGAUUAUGGUGACGCAAUUAAAGCUGCUGUACCUUUGAAUCGAAUUGGCAGUCCAGAAGAUAUGGCCGUAGAGCAGGUGCUUUUACUAAUGGUGCCACCGUUAAUGUGGAUGGCGGGACGUUAUGUAGACCCUUCAAAUUAUAACUCGGAUCUCACCGAGGUUACUAAAGUUGAAAUUAACAAGUCUCAUUGGGAGAUGCGCAAAUUAUAG
Acaulospora colombiana is the source of this 448-nucleotide messenger RNA. NCBI's taxonomy places the organism in Eukaryota, Fungi, Glomeromycota, Glomeromycetes, Diversisporales, Acaulosporaceae. The record is from the annotation of a GenBank genome assembly.